AUGUUUUAUGCGCAUUUUGUCUUGAGCAAGAAGGGUCCGCUUGCUCGGAUUUGGCUGGCAGCUCACUGGGACAAGAAGCUUACACGUGCUCAUGUUUUCGAGACGAAUAUCAGUUCGAGCGUUGAGGCUAUUUUAGAACCGAAGCUGAAAAUGGCUCUUCGAACUUCGGGCCACUUGCUGCUUGGCGUCGUUAGAAUAUACUCGCGAAAGGCUAAAUAUUUGCUUGCUGACUGCAAUGAAAUAUACGUAAAAAUAAAGACAGCGUUUAGACCGGGGGCUGUCGACCUUCCCGACGAAUCCAACCGUGAGGCAGCUAUCGCCGCGAUAACACUCCCUGAAAAUAUUCAGGAUUAUGAAGCUACAAUGGCUGACUUGACGUAAGUACGCUGUUUACUGCCAAUCUCUGUUUUCAGCGCGAUCAACCUUAAUACUAUGACAAUUAACCAAAGUCGGCCCGAAGACAUCACAAUGCGCGAGGAUUUUGGGGAGAUCAAUUUGGGAAGGCAAGAUGAUGAUUUCGGAGACUCGGCAUUUAACGAGCUUUCAAGUCGGGAAGUUCUUCGAGAAGGAGACGUCGGCUUUGACAGUGUCUAUGGUCGUGGAACCGACGCUUCGGGGCGGUUUUCUGUACGUCCGUCGGAUCGGCCGUCAAUUCGGGGAGAUCUCGACGCAGAUGAUACACUUAUCGGGGGUUCAACGGACGAACGGGGAAAAAUUGAUAAAAGGCUUUCAGGAUAUACACCUGCCAGAGGUUCGGCACAUGGCGAUAUGGAUCUAGAUGACGGUUUCGCUGGCGCUCUUUACGGUAUGUUCUUUUCUGGUUCGCUUUCGGACUUCCUCGUCACCUCUCGGAUAGUUUGGACCCUAUUUGUUUCGUCUCCUUCUAAAGCCUUUCUCAUGAGCCGUUUAUAUGAGUUUCAGGAUACCGACAUGCUUUAGAGAAGAUUAACUACAAGGACCUUAACCAGAAAGAUAAGAAUAGAGGAAAAAACAGUCGCCGAGAUUCGCAGAUAGGUUUGUCUAGCUUUCCGUCUGCGAUUCCGGGGCGCCUUAAGUGGCCAACUUUUCAUUUCCCAACGGGAAGGCCUAUCUGAGUCUUUGAGGAAAAGGUUCAAUAGUAUCCACGUAAUUGUUAUUGCUGUAGAGUGCUGUGUAGAUAAAUGGACUGUUGAUAAUUACUACAAGUCACUGCGUUAUAUCUAACAUUGCUCUUCAUGGUGGAUCAUGCGAUAGUCGCAGCUAUUCCAACCUUGUUGCAAACCUCCAAUUUGCAACUUUCGCCUUCUUUGAACUUCAGAUGACGACUCUGAUGGCAGCUUUGGCGGUGAAAUUGUCCAUUCGCUUUUCGCCAGCCCAAACCUCUUCGAGGACCCAUCAGCGCAGAAGGACUUGGAAAACAUUGCUGCUUCUGAAUUCAAUACACACGUGAAUGCAACUGAGUUGCAAAUACAGCGCGAGGGAACUCUGGCAGAGGUGGGUGACAAGACGACCGAGACCGCCGCUGGGGUGCCGAUCACAAGUAUGGCUACUGCUGAAGUGUUGGUUCAUCAUGGUCAGAAGAACGGAUCCCUCAUGCCGCAGGUCAAUCUUGCACAUGCUCAGGACUCCGCCAUGAUGGUAUCAGCUACAGCCGCCUCGAUGACCAGGACUAAUCUCGGAAAAGACAACACAACCCUGUUGUCCAAUGAGGGCGAAGCUUUUGCACUACUGCCAAUAGACGUCACAGUCACCGCCACUGAACCGCGACGGUAACUUACUAACUAGCCUUUCUGUAGUCCUUUUAUCUAAUCAUCACGUUUGUAGCCCGAGUUGCUGCACCCUAUCUAACUGUCACGGCACGUAGUUGUGCAUGAAUGUGGUUCACCACACGGAGAUCAAGGGUACUACCUAAAAGUCCAAGAAUGGGUUUCGCGACCUGCGAGAGAUUCGAUUCACCAGUCGGUUCCCAAGAAUCCUCAACUAAUUUUCAGGAAUAACCCCAGAUUUAGAUAUCGAGAUUAUAAUUUUGUUAUAGAUUGAUUUUGGUCUUAGAGUUGCCAAAACUGACUUAUUUUUUCCAAUUCGGUGUGGAGGUUCUAGCUUAAUAUUUUAAUUCACUCUGCCGUUUUUUCAUGCAUAGCGCUGCAAAACGCAAGAGGAGGCUAAUAAUAGAUGAGCAGAAGUCCAUCCCUAGUGAACUCAUGAAGACUCAGAUGCAAGACACCACGGACAUAACUACACAACUCGAUCUGGCGCCACCCACAAAACGUCUUAUGCAUAUGAAAGAGACUGGCAGUCUAGACAAGCUCUUCACCCUUCCGGGUCGGGCGAUUCCCUCACGAAUCCUUCAACGCAUGUUCACACGCAACCUCAUCACCCAGGCCAUACCUGAUGACUUGCACGAGGAGCACCUAAAUCCAACCUAUCCUACCCAGAUAACUGCCGGAGUUGUCGGCGUCACCUUUACCAGCACUGCGCUGAACGAGGAUCAGGUUGUUUUUCCCUCUACCUUCUUUUGUUGCCUGAAAUGCUGCUCUGACGCCUUUUAUUUGGACAUACUACCGUAGGGGACUAAAUCGGCCAUAUGUAACUCACUGAUCCUCUGAACCCCCUACCAAACAUCGGGUCUUCCCAAUCUGGAACUGGGCUAUAGUCCCUUGACGACCACAAAUAAACCUGAAAUGACCAUUUAAUGUGUCCUGUGAGCUCUAGGGCGAAAAAUAAUUCCCAUAUUUCGCUCUGCAGUCAUAUUAACCUGGUGAUUGCCACUCUUCCGUAAUUCACUUAACCUCCUUCUCCCUGAUAUUAGCCUCUGCGCCUUCCGGUCCCUUAGUGUGGCCUUUAUGCACUCACUCACAUUAUAUCUGAGCCGCAGAGACCAGGUCGUGUGCGGCACGCGUAAUAGACUGUUUAACGUUCUCAGCGUCCGAGCCCACCUCCGAUCGUUUUGGCACUGUUUUGACAUCAGAGCAAAAAAAUCUACGAAGGAGAGAAUGUGGCAGGUGCUGCACAAAUCGCCGGUGUCUCGCCCACUCCGUGGAGCACACGGCGGACUUCCUCGCUGUCUGCGGUCCAACUGUCCACCACCACCAUCAUCAUCCUCUGUGCAUACGAUUCAGACUAUUAAAUGCGCGUAUUGACAUGGCUUCCUCGAGGGUGGACACUAGUAAAUUAACUACGAUCAAACAGACCUUGAGUUAUCUCUCUCAUCAGUAAUCUCCCCUAGGACACUUCCCGCUAAAAGUACUUUUGUCUUACGUUUAAUUAAGUUAUAUAUAUCGUCUGUCAUGUUCCUCGAGGUCAUGCUGUUGUAACUGAAGUGAUAAGAGAUUACUGCAAACAUCUUGGUCUUCAGCACCCUUUCCUCGUUCUUUAUCGAUUUUUCCAAGGACUCCGAACUUCUCAUCAGUAUGCAGACACUGGGUCAUAUUUGGAGGUCUAGUUGUUAGUAACAAAAGUUGUGUGCUAUCUAAAAAAAUUCGUCCUCCCGCUUGAAGCCGUUUAUGUCCGCUGUCAGUCAAUGAAGGCACUUGGUUGUGAAAGCCGCAUUCCAAGAAUUUUUGGCGCCGUUGCAUGUGUCUACUGUUCAUAAAGACUUUCGAUCUACCACAAGUCCGUACAAUUGCCAGUUCCCUUCAUCGCUGCAUUAUCUGCAGUGUUUCAUCCCUUUCUUCACACAGGCUUCGGUUAAUUAUCUACCCGGUUGAAACUCAAGGCUACACCAUAUCGAUGAUUCGCCGUUCCAUCUGAACUGUGACGUAGUGGUGUCGUAGCUAGAACCGUAGCAGGCACACGAGAGGGGAAGUACGAACAAAUCAGGAUUCAAGAAUCAGAACAAGGACGCCCGAUAAUCGGGCUUUAUCCAUCUUACAGUUGGCGUACUGGAACUAAGACGAGAAAUAGAAAAGUAGUAAAUAAGAUGGAAUUUAGUCAGGGGCUUAUGCUAGCAUGACACGUGGCUGGUGCAGAAACUGUCAGCACUCAGUGGGGCUAACUUUCCGGAUGUUCUAACUUCUCUUCCCCUCUUCUCACAGCACCCUGGUUGAUAAGAUGAAUUGGCGUUAGACCCGCACAAUUCUGCGAUGCUGCCGCUGUUCUUUUUUGUAUGACGGGACACUGCCUAGGUGGUUUCACCAAAUUAAUGUUUUCGAAGGUAGAAGUCUCCAUUUGCCAUAUAAGUUUGAUAAUUGUACUGACAAUACCGAUCCAUUGUGUCGGAACAAUUAAGAGCAUGGUACUUUUUCUAGGAGAAGCUUUUCGAUUGCGGUAAAGCACUGUUUCCUCUUUAUCCCACCCUGCGCUUAAUCCAAAUCGCCUCUUCAGUGGCCAAUUUUGAUUGCUCAUGUGCCUAGAUAAAACAGGAAUGACAUCGUUCGGAUUGCCCUGAAUUGCGACUCCCCCUACACUACCAGAGCCACUUGAUUUGUGUCAUACGGAUUUUAGCUAUCGACCAGCAGGUGCAGACUUUUUUUCUCUGGAAGCGCUUAAGCCUAAAGAAUUCAGGUUAUCAAUACCGUGCCUAUAGGCAAUUUUGCAUCGCAUAACGUAAAACCGUCUUGGUAAGAAUGCAUUAUUUAGUUAAGUUUCUCUAAAUACCUCGAUCGACUACGUCGCAUUUGGUCUGACUGUGCUUCUCGGAUUUGCAGUCUUCCUUCUCGGCCUCGCGCGAUAUGAUGCGAACACCAACGUAUCAAUCGACUACUAACAUCAUAGUUCAGCAUGAAAACCAAGGCCUCGACGUCAUUCCGGAGGGGACUGAAGAAACGAUUUCCAGUCAUCCUUCAGAUCACCGUACUUUCUCAGUCCAGCAAGGCGAUCCUAACAAAUUGGUGCAUGACAGGCCGUUCGCCAUGGCGGGUGCACAUAUCGGUGAACAACAUGGUACAGUUACUGGGCUAUUCUUUACUUUCCCCCAAAUAUCAUUUUAACUCCUAUCUUAAUAGUCCAGCGUGAAUGAGACAUACUUUGCCAGUAUUCCAACAUAUUACACAGCCAACCGCAUGUUUCGACUCGACUCCCAUGCCUAACUCAGUAAACAUUAUUCACGCAUGAUCGGGGCAAAAGAUAGCGUGAUUAUCUGCUUGCAUCAGGAUAAUUGGACGCAACUCAUCUUUUUGAAAUCAGUGGCGUGGAAGUGGAGUUACAAUUUUCAAGCCAGAAGUUCUCAAACUUGCCAGUUAACUGCAUCGGUAAUGUAUGCGAAUGUCAGGCUGGGGCCUAGAUGGACUCAUCAUUCUUCAGUUCCUUAUUUGUGGCCCAUCCCAUUAUGAAUUGCUCCAUGGUGUACGGCCUUUGUUAAGACAAACUCGGAAGUCGGGGGCCAGUAGGUGCCUUUUAUCAAGCGUCACUCCAAUAUGACUUGAUAGGCCGCGGGCCUGUGGAUAGGUGUAACGCGACUGGCCCGUGUUAGAAUCAGACAUCCCUCUCGAUUGGCGGUCCGGUUUUAAAAAUGCCACAAAUGAUCAUCCAAACAUCUUUUCCAAAAAGACCUUGACCACUCGAAUUUUAAGGCUACUUAAAUUACACCAGUAGCCAUUCCAUGUAUAUUUUCAGUUUGUCAACACGGUUCACAAAGCUUGUAGUCCUGAUAGCUAAAAUCCCGCUUAGAUUAUGAGAAACGAGGAUCCUAGGUGACAAAAGACCUUUGCGAACAGAUGGAUCCUAGCCUUGAAAGCGUCACAGUGUGCGGAACCAUCGGUUUCCCGUUUUACUCUCAAGACCCUAUUCCAGCGAAGGCAGCUGUUCUGAGAUUGUAAGACGGAGUUCUUGGGCACCGACGAUUUGAGACUUGUUCCUACAGGAACUGAAACACAUAGAGUAGUCUCCUGCACUACAGGUGGGGGGAGGAACAGUUUUGAAUCGCUGUGAUGGACCAGGACAGCGUAGCCCGCGCGACCUUAUGAGGUUUGAACUCGACUCUGUUAGGAACCACCUACCGGUUCCCUACGUGCCGCCCAAACGGGCCACGUGGUAGAUGCGCUUGACCAACACGGGGGCCAUAUCGGAAUCUGGCAGGCGUUAUCGGAUUGGCGCACCAUAACAAAUGCCAACAUUGGUUGCCGGCAGACGUAGCGCACACUAGGACUCCUGCCGUCCCCCGUUUCUUCUUAACCCUGUCUUUACACCGGAUCCAGAUGGAGGAGGUGGAGGGAGUGCGGUAGAUGCUACGCAAGUCCACUGUCACUACAAACUGAUUCACGCGCAAGUCACCGGGCCUAUUGCACCGUUGUGUGUAGCACGCGGUGGAUAUCGUCGAAAUCGACGGUCGAACUGUCGUUCGAAGAAAUCGGGCUGAACUGCUUCAGCAUGGAUGUUUUUUCUCGUGUUGCGCGUGCAUCUUCUUACCUUGCCUUGAUUUCGUCGGUUCAUCUAACUUUCCUUUCUUCCUCCAAAAUCCAAAUUUUGCCGAAGUCCAUGAGGCCCUGCAAUCUGCGUUGAUCGUAAUAUUUAAAAUCAAUUAGCGGGUCGCCCCUGUUUUUCUUCAAUGGAAACUGCGCUUAUGGGCUCACUGACACGUUAUCCAUUUCUUCGGUUUAUCCAAAACUACUGAAAAGAAGAUAUUUAUCGGCUGCGUUAGCAAGUGUAAGAUAGUAGAACGCAUUUCCCUAUUCUUGGGGCCUCGGUUCAGUAAUCUGGCGAAAACUCCCAGAAUAGACGGUCUUAAUUAUUUACACAAGUGGUGCUGUAGAAAAGUUGUCGGUAUGUAGCGACUGCUAUCCGCCAUAACUUAAGGCAUCGUACCCUAGCGCUACCUUGCAGGUAAGUACUUAGACAUAAGGACAAUGCGGGGUUAUGAAACUCAGCUGAAUUAUAUUCCCUGCGAUGCCGGCAACACGCGUAUCACGGUUGAUGCCUAGGUUUCGCUAACACCUGCAUUGCACUGACCUGAAGCCACUGCCGCUGGUCUGUCAAAAUUCCAACCCCUCCGCAUGCACCGCCUUCUUUUUUUUUAGCCGACCACAUUGACCAGACCAAUGAAAAUAUCCACGAUCCCUUCCUGGCCACAGUCGACCGAGCUGCCACCAGGCCCACCGACAUUCCUGAGCCCGCCAGUGUUCAGAGCGAUGACCUAGACGAUGGCGGAGCCGACUUCCCUCUCAUCGACACGCCUUAUCUCCCACCGCCAAGUGUUCUCUCUGAAGCUCCAGCAGUGAGUUUUAAAGUUUUCGGGCUGCAGGCAGUGACAACAGUUCAGAAGACGAAGAUGCGAUCACCGGAGCAAGAAAUUUAUUGGCCUAACGUUUCGGAUUCUCAUUCGAAUCCAUAAUCAGAGCCACUCGCAGAUAAAGGCUGCGCAUAUGUAAACGACUCUCGGGGGGCAAAGGUUUCCCACCGUCUAGCCGAUCGGAGCGCCUCGUGCCUAAAAAGAUUGCUGAUAGAAGCGAACAGGCGAGUUCCAGGUAGCAGAUCACAAGACGAAGAUGUGAUCACUGGAACAAGAAAUUUAUUUGCCUGACGUUUCGGAUUCUCACUCGAAUCCGUCAUCAGAGACAUUCGCAGAUUGGUGCUCUGAAAUCCCUGACCUGAGGAAGAAUCAUUUUGCGAAAAAGUUGUGCUAAACUGAUGCCUUACGCGAGUGGUUGGUACUGCUCAUCUGGAUGUCAGGCCAAGCCCAGAUGCAGCCUGACUUUCGUUUACAAUUUCAAAACCUAGAGCUCUACUCCAUACGACAAUAAAAAAACGUUUGUUUCUAAUGAAAUCUGACAUCCUCUCAUAGGCGCCCUUGAGAGUAUUGCUGAGUUGCUCGAGUGGUUUUAAUCGGUGUUUUUUUUACAGAUUUGGGUAAUUUAACGACAUUGGUGAAAUUGAAACCCACAACAGCAAAGUUAGAGCUUAAAUAGAGUCCAAAAAUUAUCAACUCACAAAUCUCGAACGGGGCCUUGUGGCUGUACUCAAGACCUCACACUUAUUGCGGGUUCGAAUGUCACAGAGACUGCCGAAUUUUUCACAACGGGAUCAAGUAAAGUGAUUUCAGCCAGAACUUGCGUCCUGAUUGAAGCCGGCGAAAUGCAAAACCGUGGCUCAGCCAGCUAUACCCUGAUUCCAAACCGGAAAGCCUUGGGCUCUGUGGCCACUAAACCGUGGCGCGGGCUGUUAUCCACUGAAAUCAUAAUUACAGGACAGAAUACCGACGUUCAGUUUUGCCUUCCAUCUCUGCAUCUCGCUCCGCGACCAGCUCCGACACGCAACUCCUGUGUGACUCCGACUGCUGCGAAUGGCUGUCGGCCUGGUAGAGCGUUGAACGAAAAUGUUGGAUCACCAGUGCCAGGAGGUCCUCGGGUGUAGCUUGCUGACGUUGGCAACUUGACCAGAGAUGGCAAUUCCAACCUCCCUUGUCUUUGUUGGUAACUCAUCUCGCUUACAACUAAGUUCCGUCUACUAGUCCCAGGUGGUCAGCCCGGGGUCAGAUCAAGAAGUCUAGUUAGUCAAUGACUCAGUCCAAACACCGAGGGGCGACUGGAGGAAGGAGGCUCAGGGGAUAUAUGCGUGCUCUCAGCAGCAAAUUGACGUUCCGCUUUUAAAAUGUCCUUGUAUUACCUGGAAGUUAUACUCCCUCCGCAUAUGCACAAAAUUGUCCAGUUUCUACAUGGUUGGAAGGGCCUUAACCGGUCUGGUUAUGGGAUGCGUUUAACCCUUUUACGUCAUGAGCUAGCACAAACAGUUGUAUAACGGCUGGUAAUAUAUGCAGAAAAGGGAGUAUCGACAAAGACGAGGGAUACCGGGACGACCAUUUCUGGUCCGCCAGCCGUCGUCAGCCAGUCUUACGCAAUUCCAGACUUGGAUAGCCUGACAUUUGAACCCGAAUGCUUUGGUCUGACGUUUCCUCGGUGGGUCAGAAACCCAUUGUCCUGUCUGCCACGAUUGGAAAUACCAAUUACUGUUACAAUCUACUGCACCCCUUCCUUCCUGUAGGACGUGCUUUCUUUGGAGCAUGAUCUUGCCGAAAGGGACAUGCGGGGCACCUUCGGCGACGACCUCAUCGGCGAUGCCAACCUCCAGGAGGGCGCGGCUGCCGCUGCUUCAGCCGUUACCGCAGAGGCGGCUGAAGAACGUCGUCUGGAGAAGCGCUCCAAGGACAUGCUUCGUCGCCUGCGUGCCCACACUGCUCAACACGGUUGGUCUCCGGACGGUCUUUCCCUUCUCGCUAUGUGUGAGAACAACACAAAGAAGCAGGUAGGCGGUCCUGUUGGAAUUUUAAGCAGCAACUAGUCCUCCCUCUCGUCUGCAUAACAUAUUCGGCUUCCCGUGUUUCUUGCUUACCACCCGUGGGAGAUGUCUCCUCCUGUGCACGUAGAGAAUUUUAGAAAAGCAAAUGUCUCUUGUCCCCAGCGCAUAGGGUCAUUAUGGGGCCUAUGCAAAGAAGACAAAAGCGUACGACAGACUUUGUAUUUCUUAAAACAGCUCAUACCGGAAAAUCUAAUUAUGGCGCACUGUCCUGUUAGACGUUCGCUCAUAUGCAUGCACUGUUUUGUUGACGUCCCUCACGGUGGCUGAGGCCUGGGAAUGGGAAUAGAGGGUGAGAUCGACGGUUUCAGGACAUAUCCCUCACUGACGCGCUUAAAGCUGUCAAGGUGCGUUAAAAGCCGUAGCUUGGAAAGUUACCAACUGACUAAAGUGUCUUCAAGUUGCAUCCCUGACCAGGAGAGGGCAUUUCUCGGGAUUGAUGGUUGUCAACUUGAAGAAGUAGACAGUUUUGAAUACCUCAGGGCGAGGCUCCUUGAUAAAUUUGAAACAGUUUGGCAUGAACAGGAGAGUUCGUUGGUGCCAAGUAAUUUCGCAACGGCUUAGCAAUUAUUGGCAUUUUUGGCCCACCUAGAAGAAAGCUUGUAGCCAGAAUGGUAUUACCGACAUUCUGCCUAUAUAUCAUGCGCCGCUGUGCGGCUGCUGGUUGGGCUCGAGAGAGAGCCCUUAAGGCACAACGGAACGAGUGAGUUCCGUAUGACCGAUCGGUGAGCGCCCCCUACCAAAGCUUGUAGCGUCAAUAUUGAACGUGAAGACACCCCAAAAUGCUAGGCGAAAUUCUGAAAUACGUUUUCCAUUCUAAAAAAAGAUUGCGUGGGCGGGGUUGUAAUGUUUAUUAUCCUACGACAAAACGCUAAGAUAUUUCAGUCACGCCUAUUUUUGGCUGUCCGUAGCAUGAUUUUUCCCGUUGAUUUUCGAAGCUUUUGUAAAUUUAAACAUGUUAUAUGGAAAACAUGCACAAAACUGCUCUCAGUGGUGCUCCUUUGGUAGCAAAUUACGUAUUUUUUUGUCCCACAUGCCGUUACACGUAUACUCGGGGUUUCCAAAUUACAUAUACUGUAUGCAUAUUCAGUCAGAGAACUGUCAUACUUUUCUCCAUGCUGAUAUAAAGACGUCAUAUAGGACUCAUAAAAUUGUGGACCAGGUUGUAUAAUCUAAAAGUAGCGGUAAUAAACAUGCUGAUACGCUGUUAGAUAAUUGGGCAUUUCUCGAUUUUAAAAAAUCCUAUAAUUAAAAACUUCAAAAGCAAAAGGUUCUCUCUCUCUCCCUCUCCCCCCUCCCUCUCUCUCUUCAAGUAAGAAAUCUGGAUAGGACGCAAUUGGCUACCAAAUAAGUGCAAGAGCUUAUAUCUUUGCGCAUGUUUUCUAAUAGAAGCGGAAAGGCGAUUUCCAGGAAUUAGUCGCGAAGAACGAGACACGAUCGCUGGGACCAAAGCUUUAUUAGCCUGACAUUUCGGAUUUUCACUCGAAUCCAAGACCAGAGACAGAGUCAGAUAAGGGUACUGGAUUGCCAGAUUUUGCAGUGUUUAUAGACUGUAGACGCUAGGCCGCUACAUGCAUAUCACAGCUGGCAGCUUCGGAGUCCACCCCGGCUCGGCUGGCCAAGUGUUGAGGCAUGCGGUUGCCAUGCCGUUGCUAUGCCCCGCUGUGCCGGUCAAGAUUAUCGACUUCCACGCUCAUCUCACGUAGUCGAGUUGCUGGCUGCCGGAUUUCAUCAUCCGUGUGGACUCCUGGGCAGCGGCUAUUCGCACGCUCUCCUCGUGGCUAACUUCUUUGCCCAAGCAAGGUCUCAGCGCCGAAAAUGGAGCUGGGAGGUAGUUGUGCUUGUUUAUCGAUUAAGUACCGAAAAUCCACGACUCGAGUAGUUCGCGGCUCACGCCGUUGUCGCCUUUGGCAAGAAUUUUUGCCUCGUCAAACUUAAAUAUGUGGUUGCGGACACACCAACUACGUCGGAGAAACCGGAAGACAGCUCCGAACGCAAAUGGCCGAACACGCUGCAGCGGUGCGGAGAAAUGACGCCAGUUCUCAAGUUGCGGCUCAUUCGACGGGAUCCAACCACGCAUUUAAGUUUGACGAAGCAGAAAUUCAUGCUAGAGACGACAACUGCGUGAGACGCGAACCACUCGCGUCAUGGAUUUCCGGUCCUCAAUCAAUCAAUAAGCGAAACGACCUCCUCCAUAUUCGGCGCUGAGACUUUUUCUAGGCAGAUUAGUUAGCCGCGAGGGAAGAGUGCGGAUGGUCACUGUCACUGGUGUCAAUGUCGGCGAGCCAAAUUGCCCAAGAGCUCACACGGAUGGCGUAAUCCGGCGAUCAGCAACUCGACUGUGUGCGAUGAGCGUGGGAACCGAUAAUCUUGCCCGACACACAGGGACGUAGCAACUGCAUGGCAACUGCAUACUUCAACACCUGGCCAGUCGAGCCGUUAUGCAUUCGGAAGCUGCAAACUGUGGUAGGCAUGUAGCGGCCUAGUGACUACAGUCCAUAAAUACUGCAACACCUGGAAAAUCCACUACCCUUUUCUGACUCUGUCUCUGAUGAUGGAUUCGAGUGAGAAUCAGGGUAAUAAAGCUUUCGUUCCAACCAUUGUGUCUCCUUUUUCGCGUUUAGGCACCCCAGUCCGGAGCUCUCCAUAACACCUUAGCCUGUAGUGACCCUACUCCAAUUCCUAGGAGUUGCGGCCGACCAUCAUCGUUGUACCGACCACCUGAUAUGUUUCGAGGCUCAAAAAAACUGAAGGUCACCCAAAGACUCCUGCUGCAGCGCAAAUUCAUCUUUUAUCCAAGGCACUGACAUUUGGCCAGUUAACUGACCCUACGUAAAUAAUCUGUUUGAAUCGAAAACAAAGUUCAGAAUUUCGGUCAACAUUUCAUGAGAUGGCACGUCUAGUGUACAUAUGUCGAUGACAGCGGAAGAGAAAGACCGGGCCUAAGUUUUUGCUAUGAACAGCCUGCAUUCCGAGAUUAAAUUGGCAAUGGAAAGCCAACGCAACAACAGGCUGUCUUUCCUGAAUGUUCUUCUCCAUGGACAGGAAGAUGGUUUUAUCAGGCAAUUAAUUUUCCACUAGAAUAUCUGCAUCUCGUGCCGGUUCAGAGAAACCGAAUCUUCUUCUACACUCUUUGAGAGACCAGAAGAAAUUUGCUCUAAUGAGAUAUCGGAUUCGUAGUUCGCUUAUCUCGGAGCGACCAUGGCUAGCCGUGGUUGUCUAGCCCGUUCCCCUCAGAAGUACAGCAAUCAUCUGCGGCAAAAAAUAGCGAACAGUCUGUAUUUUCAGGCCGAAAGCCAUUAAUCAUAAAGACUACCUUUUCCUCGACACUGGCUCUCGUAAUGCCAUCUAGAUAAGUCAAGGACUGCAUGCAUCUGGGGUUGCAUUCCAUAGGUCAUCGCUUGAGCCAUUUGGUGUGGGCCACAACCUUUGACGCAUAUUGAUAGUUAAGGAGUGAGUUUGGGUGUUUAUAUUGAGGUGCUUAAACGCUUCAUCGGUGCCGAUGACCUGCCAAAGUCCAGUCGACUGGGAAUGAGAUCGCGCGCUGUUCCUGAAGUGACGUGAACCCUCCCUCCAACGCCUUUCACACUAACACGUUUCUGAUCCCACGUACGCGAUGGGUGCCAAGCAGAUCACAUUAAGAAGGGGUCGUUGCAUUUAGACCCGCAUCCCAAGGAAGAAUUGAGUUAGCUCGCCUUUUGUAGCAUUUCGCAUCGGCCUCCCUCUCCCACUCACUACUGACCUAUCCGAGCCUGUUGAUCGACUAGUUGUGAGAUUGAUCGUAAUGGUUGACGUGACGUAAACCUUCGCCAAACAUCUGCCGCACGCAUGCUAUGCGAAGGAAUACCGACGCCGAGACUGAGCCCCGAGGCACAACAAGACGAGCCUCUUUCGUAGUGUGUGAUUGGUUAACGCUCUCCCCCCUCCCCACCAUGUUCUGAAUUUCAUUAUCCCAUUUCGCGUCCCUUUUAAGGGGAUUUGGUCAAUCCUCAUGCCAUUGCACCGAGUACUAGUUGUGCUUUUACACAGAGACGGCAGCCCCUCAACAUGUGCCGACCAAAAACUGGAAUUAGGGGCUGGCUGCUUUUUGUUCAGUUGCAUAGAGUAGCGACGCGUGGUUGGCUCAUCAAGGCUACUUCGGGGUUUCCCACGUGAGUGGUAUUACAUGAGUGCCGAGAUUCUUCAGUGCUUGGCCCCUUCAGCCAGGGAGUGGAGUGGAGAGUUCUCGAGACGCCCACGCCGGAAACAAAACAGGCCGAGAAUUGAUUGAAGCCUGGGCCUCGGAUGGGAACUCGGUCAAUUGAUUUAUCGAUCUGGCGUCGGCGUACAGAGCCCUGCGUAGUCACCUCCAGUUGUUCGCCGUCGGUUGAUGAUUGGCCUACAUGCCUUAUAACUGUCGCUUGUUCUGCUGAUGCUGCUGCUACCUCUGGCGAUGGACUCCUGUACGAGUCUGAAAGCUCAGGACAAUAAACAGUGUUCCGGUGCUCGACUCAUCUUCCUUACUCGAGACAAGCCUUUUUAGGGUUUUCAUCGAAAGAUGAUAUGAAUACUUCAGCCGAACUAUUCAUAUUUUAGCGGAGUAACCCACAAUCUGCCGCCGAAGCCCAGUAGUCCAUGAAUUUGACUUCAAAGUAAACUACCCUACUUACGAUACAGAUACCGGUCAAUCGCCCCCACCCAUGCUGUAACGGUUAUAUGCAGCUUUUACUUAUGUUUCUGUAUACUAGCUUGAAUCUUUCGAAGAGGGUUUGAACCGCGCAAAUCCCCAUCUGGCCUGACCGACACACGCCAGGAGUCAGUGUGAAUCCUGCAUAGCCCAUUGGAACACACCGAUUAGCCCAUCAGACAAUGUGACGGACAUAGCCUUCCUGUGUACCCUGUAGGACAGGCUGCCGUGAACGCAGUAGUGAUCACAUCUUCAGGGGACUGGACUGGAAAUAUCAAAGGAAGCUUUCGGAUGCAGGGGUGGACUUGAUCGGUUUUAGUUCUUGAUGCUGACGGUUUGAUUGAGCCCCGUCGAUAAUCUCACUAGGGAAGGAUACAAAGUACUUGUUUUUUUCCUGAUGUGUAAAGUGGAGGUUUUUGCAACGAGGUUUUUUUUAUCAGUGUUUUGCAAACGUACAGUAGGUGUGUGAUAACUCAGGAAACGUCAAGACUAACAUGAGAAUCCCAGUAAGGCAAAAUCCUCCCACGCUGCGUUGUUAGAAGGAAGGGUUUACAAAUUAACAUUUACUGCCAUAAAAGUAAUUAAUUUUCACCGAAAACUGGAAUUCCAAAAAACCGCCUUAUCGCAAAUCACUUAGAUCAGGGUGCAUAUGGAAGGGAGUGCAUAAAAGGGCGAAUAGGGAAAAAUAAUAACAAAUACAAGAAAGCACUAUGUUGACUGUCCGUUUGCCGUUCAAACAGCAUAAAGUUUGUCAGACCUGGAUACAACUAGGUUGUCAGCAGUGGUUUGUUAACUGUUAUUAUUGAACACGAAAUCAGGCUUUUUUUUUACACCGAGAGAUUCUUUUUUGCCUUGUGCUACUUUUUUUGUGAUAAGUGCAAAACCGAUUUUGCUAGGAUUAAGAUCCGGUCUGUUGGCAGGAAUCGGAAUUCAUUAGCGGCAGCAUGCGGGGACGCUGACUGUUGGCUAAAAUGUUAGAAUAUAACUGCGAGCAUCAUCAAAUCCACACUUCUUUAAAACGAUGGUCAGGAACAUUGUCAUUCUGGUCGACUUCCGUGGCUUAGCCAAAAAUAAGACCUUAUCACAGAAGUAAAUGCCCUCGCAGAAUGAGACUCUACAAUCAGUAUAAUCCUUAAGUAGUAAACAAGUUCUCUGUUCAGUUUCCUACUUAACAACGGUCUGAUCAUUGUCUUUUGUUACUAAAUUUAAAAUUCAUCCAUCCUUUUCCUGAUUUUCUUCAUCCGCAGAUGCUUCAUAUAAAUGGUCGCAGCAGGCAUAUAAUGGUACUUAGUGUACAACGAAUAAAAUCCUGUCUUGCUUACUUGUGGACCGCCCUGCCUAUGUUUAGGGACGCUUCUGUCAUUGCUGAUAGUCUGACGCAAAGUGACCGUCCUAAUGGCACAAAUACUUGCCAACGACCCAAGCGACAACCCUCCCGCCGUUAAUUUCUGUUUCCGUUCGUAGUCACACCUGCAGGUAGAAACUGCUCGGACAUGUUUUUUUGCACGGCGUGACACGGAACAGCGGCGAGGGCACUCAAUGUAUAUUUGUUUACUUUUGGCAGUUGUCGGUAUGGCAACCGAAAUUACUGCCACAAAUUCGCAAAUACAGACUUUUAAAGUUGAAUUCAUUCCCUACCUUUUUUUUUUAUUGAAAACUAUGAUUUCUCAUACCUGCCUUCACCAUGGAUGCAAAAUUCGAUUUUCCGGUUCCAGAAGGAAUUCAUAUGAAGCUUGUCUUGCUUUCGCGAUAUUUAUUUAUAGUAAAACACUCACAAAUAAGAGGUUUUCCCUGUGAGUUUCAGUAACGUAGGGAAUUACUUGGAUAUCAGGGAACGUCGAAUUUCGUCCAAAUCAGACCUCUUUUCUUUUUAUGAAACAAAUUUUUAAUGCUUUCUUUAAUAUAUAACUUUCUGCACCUCAAAUCAAUUCCGCAAGCAAAAAUAACAAGACCUGAUCUACACCAUACUAACCACCCAAAUUUCGAUCACAAUAUUAAACCAUUUAGGCAAUCUACUGUAGGUACAGUAGGUGGGCUAACUCAUGAAAUAUCAACCGAAAUUCCGAAAUGCGUUUUCGUUUCGAAAAGAUUAAUUAGGCAGGGUUGUCAAACUAGUCAGCCUGCAGCAUAAUUCUAUAAUAUUUCAGUUACCUAAGGGUGUCGGCUUUCGAAUGAACUUCCUGCCGGCUGCUUGUAAAAAACUACACUGUAAAAAUGGCUACUUAAGUAGCGUGAAUUUUUCUCAUUGAGUUUCGAUGCCUCUAAUAGUCCAAUUGUAUUUCAUGGAAAACAUACAUAAAAUAUCCAUUCUUUUGCUCAUUCGGUAGAUAAUUACAUGUUCUUCUGAUUUUAUGCUUGAAGGAGGAACAUAAUUCGGUUUUUAAAAAGCCUUCCAAUUCCCGAAUAAUUUUGAAGUCGCCCUACCGUCACACUUGGAAUCAGGGUUUCCAAACUACAAGCCGUCUAUUUUCCGCGUACGGAAAACCACAGAUUUCUCAACGGUAAUAAAGGGGGACCAUAUAGGGUUCAUGGAGAAACGGUGCCUGGGAUCGUCAAAUAUCUCCCUAAUUCAGAUACCCCUCAUGCCUAUUUGAAAGCAAUUCCUUGAUUUGCUUAGGUUCUUUAAAGCAAGCAUGCACAGUAGAAUUUAUUGGAGCCAGUACAUUUCGCGAUGGCUUAUCAAUGGCAGCCCUUUCAUUGCAUAACGGAGAUAACAAAUGUGGAAGAUGCAGAGAUUUGAACUUUCACAAAGAAAAUCAAUAUAAAACAACAAGGUCAUCGUAUACUUUAUGCAGACUAACAAAUAAGAUGUUAACUUGAAAACGCAACAUAGGAGAGAAAACGGAGAAGUUAGCACGCAGAGGGGUUACGCAAACCACAGGGCUGCAGUUGAUAAGCCGUCGCGAAAUUUAUUGGUUCCAAUAAAUUCUACUGUCAGCGCUUGCUUCAAAUUCAUCCGGGGAAAUAUUGCUUCAAGUUAGGCUUUUUAGUUUGAAGGCACCUUUUUUAGUCACCCCACAUCUUCGAUCAGUAAAAUCAUCAUAACUUGGUUCCGCCAGAGUUAACGUUUUGACCACGUUUUUCCCGUUUAGUCCAAUACUUAAGUAUACUCUCAAGUAACAGAACGGUACCUACGGCAUUCAAGUCGAACUAAUCAACCAGUAUUCCUUUCGCGCUGUUGUAGGCCGCUUCAAAGUUCUACACCGUCCUGUUGUUGCGUAAGCAGGGAGCCGUCGAGCUGUCCCAAGACGGACCCUACUCGGACAUUCGCAUCUUCCGAGGCCCCACAUUCGGUGGGGUCGCUUCCGAGGCCUAG
Spirometra erinaceieuropaei is the source of this 17186-nucleotide messenger RNA. The record is from the annotation of a GenBank genome assembly. NCBI's taxonomy places the organism in Eukaryota, Metazoa, Platyhelminthes, Cestoda, Diphyllobothriidea, Diphyllobothriidae.